Molecule: messenger RNA, 2073 nt
Organism: Beauveria bassiana ARSEF 2860
Lineage: Eukaryota; Fungi; Ascomycota; Sordariomycetes; Hypocreales; Cordycipitaceae
Exons: 3
Coding region: 1-2073 (690 amino acids)
Source: RefSeq, a predicted model, not a curated record
AUGGCCUCAAGCUCCAACGUGUACAUCCACAAUGACCAUGUGGACAAAGCUCUUUGGACCAAUUGGAGUGGUAACCGGUGGACGGGUUCUAGAAUGACCAUGAAGAAAGAUACCGCAGAUCUGCUCAACAUCUUCCUGGGCAUCUUCAUCAUCUUCAUCGAGGCUGCGUUCUGGGGCUACAUCUCCCUGGGCUUGUUUUUUCUCAACCACCGGCGGCCAAGACGAGAUGCUCUUCACCACCAGCUGCAAGCAGUCUUUCGCAACGUUGGGAGCUCGCUCGGCACACUCACCACACUGCUCAAGUUUUGGAAAGUUUGGGGCUGGUACGCGUGCUGGAAGCGCAUCUCUCUCCCAGCUGUGGCUGCCGUCAUCUGCAUAGGCUUCUUUGUGGCGGGGAUGCCCUUCAUACUGGCCAAGUCUCUGCUGGAUAGCCAGGGCGUCGAGAUUUUGAUUCGAAAUGUGGCGAAUUGCGGCUUCUGGGUGGCGGCGUUUACCAAUUCCAGCACCACAUCAGCAGCGUUACUCGUCAACCAGUCUCGGGAGGCCGUGUCCUAUGUCGACCUCUGCUACAACCAGGAUACGCCCUCAAACGCCUGUGAUUCUCAUCUUGCGAUGCGACGUCUCCCUACUUUGGCAGUGUUUCCUGCCCGAUGCCCGUUUUCGGCAGAUGCUUGCUUCUACAAGAACCAGUUUCCCGCCUUUCAAUGGCAGACGGACCAGCUAGACUCGCAUGUGCAUUUUGGCAUCAACGCGCCGCCUAGGGACAGGAUACUACUGCAGCGGACUACAACCUGUGCGCCUUUGGACGUGGACCGGUUUACCAAGGUGACUGCCGGUAUUCUGAGAGCGGAACAAAUCACAGGUGUUUACUUUGGUCGCACGCCCAGCCAAAACUUCACGUACAGUGUGAGCAACUAUGAAAGUAUCGCAAAGCCUGCAUACCACAUUGAUGUCGUAUGGAACCACCCAUCCAAGGGUUCUGCAUCGACCGGUUCCUUUACACCCGUGCCGGAACUCUCUCGGACGGAUGCCGACGUGUCGAUUGUUCUUCUCAAUAAUCAGCUGAUAGCCAUCAAGGGCACGGAUGGACCUUGCAGUGAUCCCUUUUUUUCAGCAACCAACAAAACCAUGCCGCUUCAAAAGGACUACUAUCUGCCAGACAGGCCAAUCACCGCAAUUGGGUGCACCGAUCAAUAUGCCUUUGGAAACCCUGUGACUGGGCAAUGGACCGAGCCCAUGUCGGCAAGCUCCACCUCGAAUUGGCCGACCUUGUCCAAAGACUGGAAUCUUUCUCUUGGGCAAAGGGCGGCCAUGGCAAGUCUAGAAUGGUCCGUUUUCAGCAGCGGUGGCAUCGAAGGCGUCAUUCUCGGUCUCGAAAUAGAUGCAUUACUCGCCAAGAAAAGUCCAGGAAUGUUUUCAGAUUUUCAAAAUCCAAUCCCCAAUGACCAGUGGAAGAAGGAAGUCGGGUAUUGGUUUAACAUUGGCCUGGCCAAACUGCAGUUCGGCUUGAUCGGCAUCGCUGUCGGGCCUCGAGACCCAACGCUCCCAGACUUGCAAAACAUGCUGCACACCUUGACAGUCGGCCAAAAGGACCUGGAGAAGAGGAUCUGCACUACUCAAAAGUUAUACAGUGUGGAUCACAAAAACUACAAUGCUGCGGGGCUCAUCUUCCUCCUGGUACUUGGUGGCCUGGUUGGAGGGGUGCUGCCGUUUCUCAAGCACCCCCUUCUCCGUUGGCUAUCUCGGCAGAAGGAUCCUGCGCUCCAGUGGAACUCGUACUCGACACUUCAGAUGCAACGAAUUGCCAUUGAGAGUAUUGGGGUGAUUGCAGGAGCCAAGUGGGAGCGUCUCGAAGCCGAUGUUCCACGCUUGACUCCGCGCGAAGCGUCGGCUGGGUAUCUGGACAUUGAGCAUCGGGACGGUGAUGGUCGUCGACACCCGAAAUGGUCCAUAGGGCCUGGCAGAAAACAGCCUCCUCCCGAGUACUUAUACAGAAAGGCCGAAUCCCCAGAUCUGCUUUUGGCGAAGACGAUGGCCCAAUCUUCUCUGGUGCUUGUCGGCAAGUACGAGUAG